AUGAUUACAAAAUUAAAACAAUUGAUUCAAGAUAACACUGCUGGAUAGACAAAUAACCCAGUUCUGACAGCUUUGCGAGACUUGAAAUUGAACAGCAAUGACACUCAAUUUACAUAAUAAGCAGAGAUAAGCAAGAGAUUAAAACAUUUUUUUGCCAAUUAGCAAUCAAAAACUUAGUUCUUAAAAUAAUUAUUGGUAGUAGUGGGAGACUAAUUGCAAUAAGAGAACAAUUUCUGGAUUAAGUUAAAAAUGCUUUUGUUAGUUCAUAUUAUCAUUAGUUCUUAAGUGGCUAGAGCUGAAUUCUCAAAGAUGAUUAUCAACACACGACUUAGCAUAAACAUCAAGAGUAAGGUUGACGUCGAUAAUGUAUAUGGCUAAUUAUGCCAAUCCUAUUAUUGUUAUAUUUACAAAUUGGCUGCUUAAACAACUUUAAUCAACGAAGAAUUCAAUAAACCUUAAGAUGAUCUAAUGAUCUACUUUACAUUGUCGAAUUAAUGCUACAUCGGGAUGAAUAUGCAAUCAGUGAUUGAGAAAAUCAAUCAAGAUCAUGAACCCAAUCCUGUGAUGGCUCAUUUAGUUAAGUUCUUAUAUUUUGACAUUCAGGAUAUUUAUAUUUUUAUACUUAAAGAUGUUAAGUAUCUAAUCGAAAAGAAUCCCACUCUGAUAGGCAACAGACAACAACUAUUAGAGUUGUAUAAGGAAUGCCAAUCCUUGUAAUCCAAAAUGCUGAGUUUUUACAAAUUCAAUAGAUUCUUUCCUCAUUUCAAUCAGAUCAUGCCUCCCCAUUCCAUUCAGAUCAAAGCCUCGGUUCUAAACGCAACUGUUGAAGAGAAACCUCUCAUUAAACAGCCUUCUAUCAAAUCAGGCCCACACGAGGUCAGAGAACCGCUGUCUGUCAAAAAUUCAGAUAGGAAAUUUCAGGAAUAUAACAGACCCUUCUCCCCUAAAUAGAAGAUGAAUUAAUGA
Paramecium tetraurelia is the source of this 966-nucleotide messenger RNA. RefSeq lists its product as uncharacterized. Lineage: Eukaryota; Ciliophora; Oligohymenophorea; Peniculida; Parameciidae. The record is from RefSeq and is a predicted model, not a curated record. The transcript is spliced from 3 exons.